Messenger RNA from Salvia miltiorrhiza (redroot sage), 966 nucleotides. RefSeq lists its product as uncharacterized. NCBI's taxonomy places the organism in Eukaryota, Viridiplantae, Streptophyta, Magnoliopsida, Lamiales, Lamiaceae. The record is from RefSeq and is a predicted model, not a curated record. The transcript is spliced from 3 exons. Bases 1 to 591 code for a protein of 196 amino acids.
AUGUGGAGGCCGCCGGCGGCGGCGGCGGCGGCGCCGCCUUCCCUUCGCCUCGUCUGUCCUCCUCAUCUCCGUCCAACAAAUGUGUUUCCCCCAAAUUCAAGAAAUCCAAGAAAUUCUGCAACUAAAGCCACUAGUUUCAUAUCUCAACUCAAGCUUGUAGGCCCUGUACUAUCGGAUCUGGCCAAGGCAGAGAAGCCACCACCGACCCUCUCUUUUACAGAACUCCGGCGACAACAGAGGGAAGGCGGUGGAAGAGAGGGAAGGAAGAAAUGCGAGAGAUGGGUUGUCAAACACAAAAUACAAAAAAAUGCACGAAAAAUCAUAGAACACAUACACUGUGAAAAUCAAACUAAAUCCCUCAGAUCUUGUGUCAAAAUUCCCAAGUUAUUGAAGACAAAAUCGAAAGACAAGGGGUGUGAGGGAGCUCAGUGGUGGAGUGAAACCCUGGCGGUGGAGCGGCCUGAAUAUUACCGGAGAACGGAGACGGACGCCAGAGCCAGGGGUGUGAGGGAGCUCAGUGGUGACCGAGAAUCUGGGGUGGUGGAGGGCACGAGGGCGGUGGUGGCGGCAGAUCGACGGCAAGCAGAUUGAGGCGGCGGUGGGGUGGUGGAGAAAAGGGUCGAGAUGGAGAAGGCGGCAAGGCCAAGCAGAGAGGAAAGGCGACGAGCAGAUUUUGUGGGAGAGAGGCAGCAGGCGGUGGAGGAUGGCGGCGGCGCUAGGCAGUGGAGACGGCGGAGGGUGGUGGCGGAGCUAGGCAGUGGAGGCGGCGCUAGGGUUUGGUGGUGGAGGGAUGAAGAAGAGGAUAGAGAGAGAGAGAUGGAAGGAGCGUGCGUGAGUUUAGAGGAGAGAGAGGGUGUUGCAAAAUAAUUAGGGAGAUUUAUUUAGAUAGACAAUUAGUGAAUUAAUUAAGCUCUAAGUGAUCCCUUAUUAUUUCCAAAAAUAGAAACGUGCCAUUAAUAUUGGGAC